GAAAAACCUCGGUAAUGUUUAUGUGUUAAACCUUACUAUUUUUCAAUUAAAAUCACCAUCCAUCCACUUAAAUAUUUAGAAUUAUUGCAAGAUAUAUUAUAUUUAAUCAUAUAGGAAAAUUAAUCGGUUAUAUCAUAUGGUUUGUAUUUUUUCAAAUCGUUUUAUGAAGAAAGCAAAGCUUACGUAAAGGAUAUAAAAAUAGUCCAAAGACUAAGAGGAAAGCAUUAUUUUAUAUGCUUUAUGCCUAAAGUCUUAAACUUAAAGAAUUAUUCUUCUUUCGAUUACCUCCGUUUAUGCUUACAAUUUCACUUUGGAAUGAAUCAAUAUACCUUUUGAUCCUGUGUUAGACUGGUUAAUUUCUCAGUUCAAUUUAACUCAGAUCUGAUCAUUCAGAAUUAAUGAAAUAUGAGACUGAGAAAAGGCACUUAUUUCACUUAUAAUUUAUAUAUUUAUAUUAUUUAUAUGGUCAUAAUUUUCUUCACCAACCACUUGAAGCUAACUGAAAUUAAAAUCAUGGCCUAUAUUAUUGUGUAUAACUAUUUUGUUUUAUUCAUUUUCAGACAUGGGUAAAUUUAUGAAAUCGGGGAAGGUUGUUUUGGUCCUUGGAGGACGAUUUGCCGGACGCAAAGCUGUCAUUGUGAAAGUAGGUAUAUCAUUUUGGAUUUGGACGUGACCAUUUUCAAAACAAUAACUGUGUAUGCCUUAUGAACCUAUUAAUAUUUAACCAGAUAGGGAUAGACAUAGUAAGGACAGUGCACAUAUUGUACAACGCAAAGGGUUUGUGUAUCAUUUUCAAUGAUUUGUUGUAUAAUGUAGGGUUUUUUAGUUUUGAGAGUGGUAGAGAUCAACAGCAAUGUUACAUUAAAAUUCAUUUUUAUUAGUUGUUAAUGCUUGGUAAACAUGGACUAAAUGCGCCAUGUUUCACACUGCCAUCAUAUUGUUUGCCAUGACUCAUGAAAGGUCAGUACUUGUAGACACGGAAUACAAAGUGGUAAAAAAAAAUUAUAAAUGAAGACAAACAAUACAAACUAGUUUUCAAAUAAUGAAAACCCAACGUACACACUGGAUACUUUUAACAGAGGAUCUGUUGACCAGUACAUAGUGUAUGCUGGUAGUUUGUGCCCACCAAACAUAUGUAUAUAAAUGGUUGACAGUGACCUGGAGUGAAAUUGUGAGCAUUCCUGUAGGCAGCAUACAAAUUGGUCUGGUCAGAAAUCUUUUGUAUAAUUUCAUCAGGAAAAAUAAUUUUAAAAAUUCCACUGGCUGAGACUGAUGAUCAAUAUUUAUAUUAACAAUAUUAGGCCCAACACCUGAUGUAAACAUCUCAAUUUUCACUGGAUUGAGCGUAGCAUUCUAAGGCAAAGACUGAGUAGUAGUAGUAACUUCACAAUCUUCAGUAUCGUCGUCAGAACUCUCACUUUCAAUAUUGCUACCACUACCAAAAACAUUUUCAUCAGGCGUUUCGACAAAUCCAUUUUCAAUGUCACUUUCAUUGGAAUCACUAUCGCUAUCACUUUCAUUACAAUUAUUGGAAACCAAACUUUCUAAAAAUCGGAAAGCCAAGCUUUAAAUAAAAUGAUUUUCAAAAAUCUGUGGCUAGGUACUUGGGUAAAAUUUUCAUAAUGAAUUUAUAGCUUUAAGAGCUAGUUGGUUAGAUAGGGCCUGAAAAAUGCAAUUCAUUGAUAACAAAUUUAUGUUUGUAGGUCAAUUCUAAAGAAAGUUAUGAUUUUUUUCGUGAAUUAUUUUGGGAUAACUCUGUUAAUUGAGACAUAUAGAAAAAUAUAAAAUGAAAUAAAAAUAGGGCAGAGAUUUGGGAGAGAUGUUAAAAAAGAGCAGUAAAUUGAAGUUAUUUAACCAUAACAAACCAUUCCAAACAGACGUCAUAUCAUAAAUUCUAUGGUACGCAAGAUGAGCUCAUUAAUACUCAAAAUGGCCGUAAAAUUUCCAUAUGUCAUAUUUGAAUAUGAACAUAACAUGAACAAUAUUCUUCAAAAUAUAGGGUCAUGUAUAUCAAAUUGUUCGUAUUAAAAAGGGGAAAAAUAAUAAGUAGCACAUGGAUGAGUGAACCAAUGUGUCCAUUAAGAAAUUUAAUUUAUUUUAUAUCUCCGAUAGCAAAUCAAUAUCUGAUAUUAAAUGUAAAAUAUGUAUUUUAAAGUAGGAGUUUUUCUUGCAUAGGGGGUAUCUUUCAAUUCUAUAUUCUGUUUGCUAAGUGUAGCAUUAGCUUUUCAUAGAAUCCCUACAAUUAAAAAAGAAUUGUGCUGCUUCAACUAUUGCCUACAAAUUGCUAAUAUGAUUAACAUUAUGAUGUCAAUGUCGUUGGAUAGGCCUUUAAAAAAAUAAAGUAUUUUUGUGUGUGUGAAUCAUUUCAAAGUAUCAAUUCAUCUAAAUAAUAAACAAAUCUUAAUUUUAAAUCUAUUAUGAAGAUAAAAUAAACUUUUCUUCAUAUUUCCACGCUACAAAUGUGUCAGGUAGCUUAGACCAAACUCCCUAAUAGGCCUAUUACUAUUAUAUGGGAGUGGAAGUUUCACUAUUUAAAUAAAGAAAUACAAUUAAAUAUCUAUUCAUGUGUCUUCUUUGUUAAUAAUAUUAUCCUCAAAUAAAUUGUUUAUUAAUCAGAUUACUUAAGAUUUAAAAAUGAUUUGCUGAGGUGGAUUCGGCCAUCUUGAAAAUGGUAUCCAGGGAGGAAACAACCAUGUGGUGGCUGUUUUGAAAAUUUAAUAAAAUCGUUGGGGUAGGUUGGGGGGACUAUUAAUUUGUUUAUUCUUGAAGAUAAUUGGAUGCUCUAAACAGUGGUUAUCAUGAAAAUCGAGUCUGGUGAGUCUAUGCGAGAUAUUAAAUAGUACACUUAGCUUAAUUUAACUUGAUAUAUAUUUUUGUUUUUCAAACGUGAUUGAAAAUCUGAAGACACUGUAUUAUUCAGCUUCCAAUUCUCUUUAAAAUGAUAUAUCACACUACCUAUUUAAUAAAGAAACAACCACAAAACACAUUUUUUCCCAAUGCAUAUGCAAAGUAUACAUUUUGAAGUGGACAAAAAGUUGAACAAGGGGCACGUAACUCUGCAAUUAUUUGACACUUGCAGAAAACUGGUUUACCCAAGUACCUACUGUGGCUCGCGUCUCUCUCAAUGUAAUUCGUUUCCGUGAAAAGGAAAAGGAAGUAGAACUUUUCUACUUUCAUAGUUUAUUAUUUUAUACCGUUUUCUGGUGCAAUAUAUCAUUUAUUUGGUAUGUGUAUAUAGACGUCGAUGGCGGGCGAUGUGGUAUAAAAUGCUAGCGGGCGAUGGCAGGGGAUACAGGAAGUUACCGGUUAACGUACAUAACAUGCAAAUAUGACCUUAUUUUCUGCAGAUAAAACAACUUGAGACUGAGCGCAAAAUUUGAGUAGCAAUUUUAUGUACCGGGGUAUCCCCAUAGACACGACUCAAUAAUGACUUGAGGUUGCCCCCGUAUUGAGUCACAGUUUUACAUACUGCCCAUCCCCAAUAAGAUAUAUAAGUUAAUAGUUAUUUCAAUAUUUUAUAGAUUUUGUAAUCUAAUACUUGGAUAUUGUCAAAAUGGUUGAAAAGGGCAGUGUUGGAUUUAUUGUGUUUUACAAUAAAUUGUGUCCCCAGAAACCCCAAUUAUCCCUAGAGCUUAACUCUCCACUCUGUCGCUAAAAGUUAAAUUAAGAGAAUUGUUUAAAUAGCAAUCGUUAUGCAGGCAGAUGUUCAGCAGGGCUUUUAGUUUUAUAAUCCAAGAAAACGAGAUUACCAGAACACCAGAUUAAUAGAACACUAUUCAGUGAAAUAACUAAGCGCUUUAUAUCACUUUUCCUUAAUUUUUUAAGAAUUACGAUGAAGGAACACCUGACAAGCCUUUUGGUCAUGCUCUAGUAGCUGGCAUUGACAGAUAUCCUCGUAAAGUAACAAGAAGCAUGGGCAAAAAGAAAUUGAAGCAACGAUCCAAAGUAAAGUCUUUUGUGAAAGUCUAUAACUUCAAUCAUUUGAUGCCAACUAGGUGAGAAUAAAUUUGAUAUUUAUCUUUAAAAAAUUAAUCAUUUUAUCAAGUCCUUUUUUACAGCUGAAAGGAUCGAAAUGCAUUUUACAUUAUUUAAAUUAUUUCAGCUUGACUUAGAACCUAGUGGUGUGCAUGAUUUCAUUUAAAAAUUGAUUUCAUCCUGUGAGAUUAGCUAUUGGUCUUUGUUAUGUUCAUAUAUCAUUGCAAUUGUUAUAUUAUGCUAAAAUUAAUUUAUUUCAGGUUGCUCUGGUCUUUAGCUAGUUAUAAUUUAUUAAUGGCACUGCAAAUUGUCACCAAAUGAACUGCAUUUGCAAAGUAAAAUAAUUAAGCCUAUUGUGGGGUACUUGUAUAAUUUAAAAUCUAAAUCAACCAGUGCUUUUGUUUCAUAUCUCUGAACCUGAAAAGGACACAUGCACAUUUUUUUUUUUUUCAAUUCCAAAAGCUCUGCCAUUACAAAACAUUUUUCUCAAGUGCAUUGUAUGACACUUAGAUGACAGAGUCAUCAGUAUGCAUUGUACUUUUCUGGAUGAUUUUUAUAUAAAAAGGGUACAUACAAAUUUCUUAGAAGAGGUUUUUUAAACUGUACAUUAUCCAAGAGCGUGUGGUGAAACUUUUAGGGAUCAAAAUUUCAUUUAUCUACAUUUGACACUUGUUAAUGUAAAACUAAAUUGCUUUUUCACUGUAUUAACUCUCUGCAGUCCGACUAUAGAGAAAUGGUACUUAUAAGUACCAUAGAUUUUGUGGGUGGGUUAUUUAUUUUUUAACUUUUUUUUUUUAAUUGAAAAAAAUUAUUAUAUUUUAAUAAUUUGUUUCAUUGAUUUAAGUAUUAGUAAAAAAAAUUAAAAUUAUUACAAAUUUGAAAUUACUAUUUAAAAAAUAUUUUUGGAAACAUUCAGCGCGGGGUAUCCUUGAAAACUUCGCAUAUUUAAAUACAAAAAUAAAUUAAUAUGUCUCACAAAGAAAAUUAAAUAGUAGUAUGAAUAUUGUCAAAUGAUUUUAAUUUCCCGAUUUAUCAAGGAGUUAUUUGUUUGUCUAAAGUAAUGUAUCCAAAUGGAGACUCUAAUCAUGAAAUUUAUCACGAUUUGCAUAUUAAAGUACCGACUAAUGCUAUCGUAAACAAGUAAGCUUAAUUUUAAUUAUUUCCCGACUUUAAAAUUAAUAAUAAAACAAUAAAGUGAUAUUUUUAUAAUUUUAAUUGGCUGAAGUAUAUAUUAUCCAUUUAUACUUAUAUUGAUAUAUUCUAUUUGAAUUUUAUUGAGUUUCAAUAAUUACAUAAUAAAUAAAUAGUGUCGCUGUGCGAAAUAAAUAUUUUAAAAAAAUAGCCGCAAAUUUGGGCCAACUGGAACUUGCGUAAUUAAAUAAAUUUAAAGUUAAUGACUUCUGAGUUAUUAACUAAAUAUAUUUAUUUAAAAUAUGUUACAGCCAAGAAUAAUCUUCAAAAUUUUCUAAUAUUGCAUAGUAGAAAUGUGUUUAAAUUUAAUUAUCAUUAUCGCUAGUCACUAGUAUUAGUAGUGACUACUGGGCAGAAUAAAAAAAAAAAAAUUACGUUUUUAUUAAAAGCUCUCUAACUCUAAUGGGAAGGAGGAGAGAGAGACAAAAAUGCAGAUAUUGGAUCAAGAAGCCCUUAUUCCUUAUUGAUCCUAAAUAUUAAGCCUGGACUCCACCCUUUUACUGAGUUACAGAGUUACUGGAUGAAUAUCUUUGAAGAUUUUACCCUAAAAACAAGUGGUGGUAAGUUUUAAUCUAAUCACUUGGUAGCAAAAUGCAUAAAGAAUAAACUCACAAUAUUGUUAUAACAUAUGUUAUAAUGUAUUUUCUAUGUACAAUGGUUUACUUUUAUACUAAUUUAGGCAUUUGGACUAGGAUUUAUGGUAUUUUCCCUUACUGAUAGCACACCAUUACUGAUACCAUUAGUGUUAAUUUAUUUAUGAAUCAAUCAAUUUUUUUUCACAGGUUCUUUAUUGAGUGAAUAUUAUGUGGUGAAAAAUCUUACCUAAUCUUAUGUAGAAAUCAAGUCCAGGACAAGCUCUUAUUUAUCAAAUAUAAUUAUUAUAUGAAGAAAUAUUUGUUCAGAUAAAUAUAAUUAAGGAAUACUGCAGUUUAUCAGCCUGUGUUAUGUGGUGAUUAUAACAAAGAUAGACCGUAUAAAAAUGCCGGUACAUGGUAAAAAAUAGAUUACAUUAGUGAGGAAUGGAUCGUAUUUGACAUUAAUAUCAAAAUUAGCAUUAUUGUACUGAAACAUUUUAAUUUUUUUUAACUUAAACAUCAGCGAAUACCGCUGUUUUAAAAUUUAAAAAAACCAACAUGACUCUUGUUUUGAGUUAUUUAUAUAAUCAUCAAAUUUUACUUAGUUAUCUUUUACUCAAGAAUUAUUAAGAAAUAUAUUAAAUAUACAAAUCUAUAAGCUAUGAGGCCCAUUUUUAAAAUAUCCCAUUCGCUACUAUUGCAACCAAAUGUGACAUACCCGCCUCACUACUAAUGCGACUGAAUGCGCUAUCACGCCUAGCAACGUACAUAUAACACACGUUAUCGCGAGAAGCAUUGUUGCCUUGCGAAUAGCUUUGGGAUUUUAAGGAAGUGAGAAUAGAGGUGCUUCCGUUAAAAAAAACGGAUGUUUCUAUCAUUUACGGUUUGAAAGCUGCGUGGUGUUAAGGUCAGUCUAAGCUUAGUGAAUUUGUGACUCGUUUUUUACGUGAAUUAUUUUGCUAUGGCUUUUCAAUUUCUUGACUCUUUGAUUGCUGCAUCCACUUCUAAUUAUCAAGUAAUAAUUCUGACAAUGAGGAUGAAUCAGACAUUGAUAUUGAUCCAAAUGCAUUGAAUUUAGACUCAGAAUCGGAAAAUAAUACCGAUGAAAGUGACGUUGAUGAUAGCGACCCAGACACUGUCACUGAGUCUUGGUCAGGCGAUUUGACCAGUGUAACUAAGAUAGAAUUAUUUCGUGAGAUAGAAGGUGGCAUCCAUAACCUUCCUAUUGAAAGAGGUCCAAUUGACUAUUUCAAACUGUUUUUGACCCAUGCCAUGGUGGAACUUAUUGUAGUGGAAACCAACAAAUGCUGAGCAACAGCAGACUGCUAAGGGCCGAAAAGACACCCAGUGGAAGGCGUCACUAAUGACAUUUAUAAAUUUACAUACAUAAAUAUUGUUUGGGCUCCAUAAAUUGCCCACUACUAAAUUGUACUGGUCCAGUGACAAACUUUGGAGGGUCCCUGCAGUUGCAGAUGUUAUGGGGCGCACCCGAUAAGAAAAAAUAUGUCAAUAUUUUCAUAUCACUAACAGUGAACACAUGCCAGCCAAAAAUAGUGUCAACCAUGAUCCCCUUUUCAAAGUGAGACCACUACUGGACCAUAUUUGGAGUGUCUGCCAAACAGCGUAUAAACCGCAAGGACAGCUGUCCGAGGAUGAAGCAAUGGUUGGAUUUCGUGGCUGAUUAUCCUUCAACAAUACUUGAGCAACAAGCCAACUCCAUGGGGCAUCAAAAUUUGGUGCUGCGCAGAAGCCAAAACCGGUUACAUUCUUAACUUCCAAGUCUAUACCGGCAAAAAUAACAAUCCAUCAGAACAUGGACUUGGAUAUAAUGUUAUGUCCAUGAUGGAACCGUACUUGGACAAGUACCAUGUAGUGUUUUUCGACAAUUUCUUUUCAUCUCCAAAACUUGCAGAGGACCUCUACUCUUAUUGCGAAAAACAUAUAGCUGUGCAACCAUUAGGCCCAACAGAAAAGGCUGGCCUCUACCAAAGUCUAUCUGACUAACACCGUGCCUAUUAUCCUGUGGGUCGAGCAAGCACCAAGUGGUGGAGGUAAGAGUUCUGGUGCCUCCUAGAUCUGUCAAUGAUCAAUAGCUUGCUGAUUAUGAAAAGUGCGAAGCCUGCUGAUGCCUCAGACUCUCCAGCCCAAAACCACCUGAUGUUUCGAAAGGCUGUGCUGGAACAACUUUUGACUGCUGCUACCAAAUGCAGGCAGCCAGACACACCCAGUAUCUCAGGCAGAGCUAGCCCAUACAACAGCCAACACAUGCUGAGUCCAAUGUCUGGUAGAAAAGGACGAUGUUACCACUGCUCGAUUGAGGGCAACAAGAUGGACAGUGGCAGAACUAGGGAAACAAAAACUGGUUGUCAUUUGUGCCAGGUGCAUCUGCACAAGGCUACUGUUUUUCAAAAUUCCAUGAGACUCUAAAAUCAAAGUGAUACACAAACUAUGGGGGUCAACGCUGCCAACAUUCACCGAAUUUUUUUUAAAAUUUGACUUUCAUGAUUUAUUGCAAAUAUAUUUGGAAAUCAAACUAUAUUAAACCAUACAUUUUUGAAAAGGUUAUUCAAUUUUCUAUUUUUUAAUGCAUGUUUUGUUAAUAUAGGUUUAUAUUUAGUUGUUAAAAAUAAAAAAAAUAUAGCAUUGGGGAGGGGGGGGGGGGAAUGUAUUUUAGAGUGAUUUCCCUUUGCUUAGUAUUUCAAGGGGUGUUUUGGUGUUUGUGGUUAUUAGCGAAUGUGAUAUAUUACAUACAAAACAUAAUUUUAAUUAAAAGAAAAAUUAUAGUGCAUUUUUUAGGGAAAAAAUACAAAAUAUAGGUUUUGCUAAAAUGUUGACAACUUUUUGAUUGUUCAUUAAAUUUUUGUCAUGUUUGACUUUGAAUUGUAUAAGUUGAUGAAGUAUUUUAUUUAAAUAAAUAUUAAAUCUUUUAUAACAAGGAUGUGGUUGUUUUUUUCCCUUCAUACUGUGUGAAAAUUUUGUCAAAACUUUGCAUACCGGUAAAAUGAAAAAAAAAAAAUUCUCCAAUGUUUCAAUUAUUUUUAUAACUAAGAAAAUAAAAUAUACACAAAAUAUCUAAUGAUAGCUAAGUCAAAGAUGAACAAGUUAAUAUAUUUAACUGAUCAGAUCAGAGCUAUUUCAGAUCAGUUAAUUAUUUUAAAAAAUCACCUUAAGAUUAAGAAAUGUGAAAAAAACGUCAGACUGCAGAGAGUUAAUAUAGUUAUGCUUUUUUAUCUCAGGUAUUCUGUUGAUAUCAACUUUGAGAAAAAUGUUGUCAACAAAGAUAUCUUCCGUGACCCUGCUCUUAAGAGGAAAGCCAGGAGGGAAGUGAAGGCAAAAUUUGAAGAGAGGUAGGGAUUUACAGUAAUAUAAAAUUACUAAUUUCUAACAUUCUGCCAUUCCUUACAUGCAGAGUUUUUAAAAAAAAAUAUUUUAAUUGUAAGGCCAGAUGAACUCAUUAUCUUUACAAAAAAAAAUCUGCCAGUUUUAAAUUACUUUGAUAAUAAAAAUUGUAUUCAUUGCAGCUCACAUAAUAAAAUAGUGUUCAAACAAGAUUGGAGUUUGCUCAAAAAGUUUUUGUAGCUGAACUCACACCAUAGUCAUACUAGUACCAGAUAUAGAUGAAAAAGAACAAGAACUUUAAAUAAUAAAGACAUUUCCUAAUUCAAAACAUAUUUAUUUUUCUCAACAGAUACAAAACUGGCAAAAACAAGUGGUUUUUCCAAAAGUUGCGAUUUUAAAAGGUUAUUAAAAAUAAAUUAUGCCAAAUUAUUUUGUGUUGCUUUUUUCUUUUUUUACAAGUUUUUGUGAAUUUUUUGUACUGUACUACACGACUGUACAAGUAAAAGGAUUUGACAUACACCGAUUUACAAAACCUUUAUAUAUGUAAUUUAUCAUUCAUAAUACAGCCUAAACAUCUAGUUAAAAUACUUGAAAAAGAUUUUUCUAGAAGCCAUU
Messenger RNA from Lymnaea stagnalis (great pond snail), 9695 nucleotides. Lineage: Eukaryota; Metazoa; Mollusca; Gastropoda; Lymnaeidae. The record is from the annotation of a GenBank genome assembly.